This is a messenger RNA of Prunus armeniaca (apricot), 1437 nucleotides long. The record is from the annotation of a GenBank genome assembly. Lineage: Eukaryota; Viridiplantae; Streptophyta; Magnoliopsida; Rosales; Rosaceae.
AUGAUAUAUUUAUCUUCCCAUGAAGAUAUUGCCUAUUUCAUGACUCCAACGACCCCUUCUCUUCAAGGGGAGAGGGGAAGUGAAGAGAACUUGUGUCUGCGUGAAUUAGCUAAAGUUGAUAUGGAAGAAUUGUUGUCAUUGUCACUGUUGCUACUAUUGAUAUUGUCUUUGCUUGCUUCGCUUUCCAUUGCUGUGGUCAUUAAUGUUGAUGUGGCCGUGCCCCUUGCCUUUGCCUUUGUCGUGCCUUACCCUAUUUUUAGGGUUUGGUUUUGCCUUACCUUGUGUCGUGAUCACAGGGUUCCUGUGUUCUGCCAUGUUCACAGGGUUUCUGUGUACUUUGCUGUGUUCACAAGAGUUUUUUUUGUUCUUUGCAUUGCCUUUGCCAUGUCUACAGGGUUUCUGUAUUCUGCCGUGUUCUUAGGCCCCGUUUGGUUCAUGGGAAAUGAGACUUGGGGAUGGAAAAUUAAUUGUUUUCCCAUGUUCGAUAAGUUCAGGCAUGGGAAAUCGUUGCCUGGCCCAUGGGAAAGUAGGGUGGAAAGUGAAGCAAUCCUCCCAACUUGGGUUUUGUUUUCCCUCAUCAUGGGAAAAGUAUGGUGUUCUAUGACUCGCUUGUCAAGUUGGGUAAUAAAUCAUGGCAUGACACCUGAAUUCCUAGACAAGGUCCGCGAAAUGACAAAAGAAUUUUUUGCACUUCCAACGGAAGAGAAGCAGAAAUACUUGAGACAAGUCAACGAUAUUCAAGGAUAUGGGAACGACACGGUUUUUUCUGAACAACAAACACUUGAUUGGUCUGACCGGCUAUACCUUUCUGUAUAUCCAGAAGAGCACCGAAAGCUCAAAUUUUGGCCUCAAAAUCCCAAAUAUUUUAGUGAAAUUUUAGACCAAUAUACGAUGAAGUUACAAGUGGUAACAAAAACUGUCCUGGAGGCCAUGGCAAGGUCAUUGAAUUUGGAUGUUAAUUGCUUUCGGGACCUGUAUGGAGAACAAGGGAAAAUGGAUGUGAGGUUUAACUUUUAUCCUCCUUGUUCAAGGCCUGAUGUUGUCCUAGGUGUCAAACCACAUGCAGAUGCAACAUUAAUCACCCACGUCUUGCAAGACAAACAAGUGGAAGGUCUUCAGUUUCUUAAAGACGAUCAGUGGUUUAGAUCUCCCAUUGUUCCUGAGGCGCUUCUCAUUAAUGUUGGUGAUCAGGCAGAGAUAUUGAGCAAUGGAAAAUUCAAGAGCCCUAUACACAGGGUAGUGAUAAAUCCAGACAAAGAGAGGAUAUCUUUGGCUGCCUUCUGCAUCCCUGAAUCAGAUAAAGAGAUUGAACCCUUUGAAAGCCUGGUCAAGGAGUCAAUGCCGAGAUUAUACAAAAAGGUGAAAGAUUAUUCUGGUAUCUUUUUCGAAUACCACUACCAGCAAGGGAGGAGACCAAUAGAAGCAGCAAAAAUUUAA